This is a messenger RNA of Zingiber officinale, 975 nucleotides long. RefSeq names its product ubiquitin-conjugating enzyme E2 variant 1C-like. Gene Ontology annotation, biological process: protein K63-linked ubiquitination; DNA damage tolerance. Lineage: Eukaryota; Viridiplantae; Streptophyta; Magnoliopsida; Zingiberales; Zingiberaceae. The coding region runs from base 289 to 768 and encodes 159 amino acids. Gene Ontology annotation, cellular component: nucleus. The record is from RefSeq and is a predicted model, not a curated record. The transcript has 5 exons.
UUCCACCAUCGCUCAGUUCGUCUUCUUCUUACUUUCCCUUUUUCUCCUUUCUCGGUUUCCUCGUGCUGCCGCUCUUCGACGCCGGCGAUGUCGCUGUAAGGGGACGGAAGAAGUAACCCUCCUCCUUCCCGCUUUGCUUGGCGGGGAAGGAUACUGAUUCCCUUGACCCCAGCGCGGCAGCUAACCGCGGAGGGAAGGCUUCGCGAUCCGCUUCAUCAUAGUUUACUUUAAGUUCGAUUCUACCCCUCCCUCUUGUUCUCGUUUCGCGGAGUUGCAAACUGCUCGAAGAUGGCCUCCGAAGGAUCGCGUGUUGUUGUUCCAAGAAGCUUCAGGUUGCUGGAAGAGCUCGAGAGGGGAGAAAAGGGCAUCGGUGAUGGUACUGUCAGCUACGGAAUGGAUGAUGCUGAAGAUAUUUAUAUGCGAUCGUGGACAGGGACGAUUAUUGGUCCCCCAAAUUCUGUUCAUGAAGGGCGGAUAUACCAGUUGAAACUCUUUUGCGAUAAAGACUAUCCCGAAAAACCUCCGACCGUCCGUUUCCAGUCACAAAUCAACAUGACAUGCAUCAAUCAGGAAACUGGAGUGGUCGAACCUAGCUUGUUCCCAAUGCUCGCGAAUUGGCAAAGGGAAUACACAAUGGAGGACAUUCUAACAUGCUUGAAGAAAGAGAUGUCAGCUCCCCAAAACCGAAAACUUCAUCAGCCAACCGAAGGCAAUGAUGAUGAGAGGAUGGAACAAAAGGAUUUUGUGGCGAGAUGUGCUAUUCUUUGAGAAGGAGAACUUCACUCAAGAAUGCUCCUCUUUUGCGGCUCGGUAUCGACAAGUAGAUGGGUAAAUAGUCAUCUCUUGUAAUUAAGUAACAAUAAUUAUCUCUCAUUUCUCAGCCUAAACUAUUCUCUGAGAUUAUCAUUAAGUGAUCAGGUGCCAACUGAUGCAGAACUUACUUCCCCUUUUAUGUUGUCAUUGAGUUUAUGUCAA